ACAUGAAAUAAGAAACACAAUCACACGAUUCACACCUUUGGCUUCCAGCAAGAAGCCCUAGCUUUGGCCAUUUCUGAUUCUAUAGCAUUACUGAUUUUGGUUUCCGAAUAGCCAAAGAUGAUAGGAUUCGAUCGGGUCCUUGUUCAUCGUCUCCAGUCUUGCAAAGACAACUACCAAACCCUAGACGCCAUCAUCAACCAUCUCUGCAGGAAAUACCCGGAGUACAGUCGCAAGAAGCGCCAGCCUUUCACCAGAAUCGUCCAACAAGCCCUAGAGUCAUUGCAGCAACCCCACCGCAGCACCAAGAAAAAGAAGAACGAACCCUUGACCUCAAAUCUCGAUGAUGACAACCAAGAGUUCAGUGACAGCGCCCGCACUCGUAAGAGGCCCAAGAAGAUUAAUGAGAGCGAAGAGAGAUUGGUCCGUCGGGAAUUGGAGCACUACCGGAGGAUGCAGAGGGAUCAGGAACGUCCAUCCACGUCUUCAGAUUCGGAUUCGGAUUCGGAUUCGAAUUCGAGUUCGAGUUCCAGUUGUGAUAGCGAAGAUGGCGCGGUGUCGACGUCCGAAAAUGCAGAUGCCAUCUAUGAGGAGAAGGUGGAGCCGGAGUGUGAUUUGAUGAAGGAGAUGAUGCGAGCGACGUACGCCAAGUCGGCUUCGAAAAAUGUGGAGUCCAAAAAUGAAAAUCCGAGACUGAUUGAAGACAAGAAUAUCGAAUUGGAGGUUGGUGAUAAGCAGAAGAGUAAGAUUGGUAUGGUAGAAGGAGGUGGAGUUGGGAAGGGAUUGGGGAAGGGCUCGAAGAAAGAAGUGAAGGGUUCUGUUUCGACCGGUGUUGAGGUGAGUGGAAAGGAUGGGCCGAUGUUUAGUGAUCUUGGAGGGAUGAAAAUCGUGGUGGAGGAGUUGAAGAUGGAAGUGAUUGUUCCGCUGUAUUAUCCAGAAUUGCCUCGUUGGUUGGGAGUACGCCCAAUGGCGGGAAUUUUGUUGCACGGGCCGCCUGGUUGUGGAAAGACCAAGCUGGCUCAUGCCAUUGCUAAUGAGACUAAAGUUCCAUUUUACAAGAUAUCAGCGACUGAGGUGGUCUCUGGUGUAUCAGGUGCAUCAGAAGAGAAUAUUAGGGAGCUUUUCUCAAAAGCAUACAGGACUGCACCAUCAAUUGUUUUCAUUGAUGAAAUUGAUGCAAUUGCCUCAAAAAGAGAAAACCUAAAUAGGGAGAUGGAGCGACGGAUUGUGACACAGUUGAUGACUUGCAUGGAUGAAUCCAACAGACUUGUACAACCUGCAGAUGGAGAUAAAGAAUCAGAAAUCUCUGAUCACAAACCUGGUUAUGUUCUUGUCAUAGGAGCCACUAAUAGGCCUGAUGCUGUUGACCCUGCACUAAGGAGGCCAGGGCGUUUUGAUCGUGAGAUUGCUUUAGGUGUUCCGGAUGAAAGUGCUAGGGCUGAUAUUCUUUCAGUAAUUACACGCAAUCUUAGACUUGAGGGUACUUUCGAUCUUGCAAAAUUAGCUAGGUCCACACCAGGGUUUGUUGGAGCUGAUUUGGCAGCUCUGGCCAACAAGGCUGGUAACCUUGCCAUGAAGAGAAUUAUAGACAGAAGAAAGUUUGAGCUGUCUAGAGAACUAACAGAUGAAGAACAUAUUGAAGAUUGGUGGAGGCAGCCAUGGUUGCCUGAAGAGAUGGAAAAACUUAGCAUUACAAUGGCAGAUUUUGAGGAAGCAGCUAAAAUGGUUCAGCCCUCUUCUAGAAGAGAAGGAUUCUCUACCAUUCCAAAUGUAAGGUGGGAAGAUGUUGGAGGGCUUGAUCUUUUAAGGCAGGAAUUUGACCGUUACAUAGUUAGGCGUAUUAAAUACCCUGAGGAUUAUGAGGAAUUUGGUGUGGAUUUAGAGACAGGAUUUUUGCUUUAUGGGCCUCCUGGCUGUGGUAAAACACUAAUUGCCAAGGCUGUUGCAAAUGAAGCAGGGGCCAAUUUCAUACAUAUUAAGGGCCCUGAACUUCUGAAUAAAUAUGUUGGAGAAAGUGAGCUGGCAGUUAGGACACUAUUUAGUCGAGCAAGGACAUGUUCUCCAUGCAUACUAUUUUUUGAUGAGGUGGAUGCUUUGACAACAAAGCGUGGGAAGGAAGGGGGAUGGGUUGUUGAGCGGCUUCUAAACCAGCUAUUGAUAGAGUUAGAUGGUGCAGAUCAGCGGCGGGGUGUUUUUGUUAUUGGUGCCACAAAUAGACCUGAGGUGAUGGACCGUGCCGUGUUACGGCCUGGUAGGUUUGGGAAACUUCUUUAUGUGCCUUUGCCUAGUCCGGAUGAGCGUGGGUUGAUCCUAAAAGCUCUUGCUAGGAAGAAGCCUAUAGAUGCCAGUGUGGAUUUGAUUGCCAUAGGACAGAAAGAGGCUUGUAACAAUCUAAGUGGGGCUGAUCUUUCUGCACUGAUGAAUGAAGCAGCCAUGGCUGCUCUGGAAGAGAAACUCUCAGAUUGCAGUUCAGGUGUAAUUUCAUGGACUAUAAAUGCAAAACAUUUUGACCAAGCACUUGGGAAAAUCUCUCCAUCUGUCUCAAACAAGCAAAAACACUUCUACCAGGUUUUGUCAGAAAGCUUCAAAGCAGAAUGAGAAGAACACUUGUACAUGAAAUGCAGUGACUGUUUGAGCUGGCCAAAUUGGACAUUUUCAGCAUGGCUAAGGCAGUUGUGAGUGCCACUUCUUAAAACCAACCUUGGAAGGCAUUUUGCGAGAAACAUAGAAGCCCACUUUUUGAUGUCAAAAGGUACCAUUUAGUGCUCGUUUGGGUACACUCUUUGUUUUUUAUUUUUAAAAACAGAAAAUGAUAGUAACUCCUAUACAAGAUGCAAAUACUUUUUGAAACUUACCUUAAAAAUAGAAAACAUGAAGUGUACCCAAAUAAGCAUUUGGUUGUUCGCUUCUUUUAUUUUUUUGUAAUUUGUUUUGAGUAUCACAAGAACAUUAGUGGUAUUUCCCAAAAUUGGGAAGCAAAUUUUGUAGCAUACCUGACCAUUAUUUGGCUAACCUGUUUCUCUUUCCUUGCAAUUUAGUAAUAUUGGACAGAUUGGCUGUCUUACUAGAGAAGAGAUGCAUGUAUUUUUCACUAAGUAACUUGGUACUAGUACACUAAUUUAAACACUUGCAAUUUUGUA
Molecule: messenger RNA, 3137 nt
Organism: Vitis riparia (riverbank grape)
Lineage: Eukaryota; Viridiplantae; Streptophyta; Magnoliopsida; Vitales; Vitaceae
Product: cell division control protein 48 homolog C
Exons: 10
Coding region: 118-2595 (825 amino acids)
Biological process (GO): ribosome biogenesis
Cellular component (GO): nucleus
Molecular function (GO): RNA binding; ATP binding; preribosome binding
Source: RefSeq, a predicted model, not a curated record